Messenger RNA from Staurois parvus, 669 nucleotides. NCBI's taxonomy places the organism in Eukaryota, Metazoa, Chordata, Amphibia, Anura, Ranidae. The record is from the annotation of a GenBank genome assembly.
UCAUGCUCACUGUAUUGUGUCAGCAGAGCGGCGAUCCUAUCAGAGUAAUGACACCGUCUGUCAGUGAGAUCUCAGCUACAAAAUAUGAAGAGUAACGCCGCCCGCCGAGUCUACAAGACCAAUGUCUGCUGUCCACACAGAUGGUCCAGACUUGCUGAGUUGUACCGGCUCCCUCCCCUCCAGUCCUGCACAGUUGUACCGGCUCCUCCCCUCCAGUCCUGCACAGGUGUAUCGGCUCCUCCCCUCCAGUCCUGCACAGGUGUACCGGCUCCUCCCCUUCAGUCUUGCACAGGUGUACCGGCUCCUCCCCUUCAGUCUUGCACAGGUGUACCGGCUCCUCCCCUUCAGUCUUGCACAGGUGUACCGGCUCCUCCCCUUCAGUCUUGCACAGGUGUAUUGGCUCCUCCUCUCCAAUCUUGCACAGGUGUACCGGCUCCUCCCCUUCAGUCUUGCACAGGUGUACCGUCUCCUCCCCUUCAGUCUUGCAUAGGUGUACCGGCUCCUCCCCUUCAGUCUUGCACAGGUGUACCGGCUCCUCCCCUUCAGUCUUGCACAGGUGUACCGACUCCUCCCCUCCAGCCUUGCACAGGUGUACUGGCUCCUCCCCUCCAGUCUUGCACAGGUGUUCCGGCUCCUCCCCUUCAGUCUUGCACAGGUGUACCGGCUCCU